Molecule: messenger RNA, 618 nt
Organism: Ilex paraguariensis (yerba mate)
Lineage: Eukaryota; Viridiplantae; Streptophyta; Magnoliopsida; Aquifoliales; Aquifoliaceae
Source: the annotation of a GenBank genome assembly
AUGGGGAACAAUAUAGGAGGAAGGAAGAAAGCCAAGGUGAUGAAAAUCAACGGCGAAAUCUUCAAGCUAAAGGCUCCAAUAUCAACCUGGGAUGUAGUUAAGGACUUCCCGGGUCACGUAUUAUUGGAAUCAAAUUCAGUUAAGCAGUACGGCAUUAGAGCAAAGCCAUUAGAGCCACAAGAAGAGUUGAAGCCCAAGAAAGUUUAUUUUCUAGUGCAACUGCCUAAGAUGCCUGAGGAGAAGGUCCCAAGAAGGGCGCGAUCAGGUGUGCACAUGAGCGCGAAGGACCGGCUUGAGUGCCUGAUGUUGUCCCGGAGAUCAGUUUCCGAGCUUUCGACUAUCAGACCGACGACUCUCGUGUCCGGUUUACCUGGACCGAGUUCCGGUUCUGUUCAGGUUAAGAUGAGGCUACCAAGGGCCCAAAUGUCUAGAUUGGUUGAAGAAAGCAGAGAUGAAGCAGAGGUGGCUGAGAAGCUCAUAGACCUUUAUGUCAAGAACGCCGAUGAAGCCGAUAGCAUAGCACCGGAUGGAGAAAGCAAUUUGGGGCACAGGCAAGUUCAGAAGAGGCCUGGUCUUGAUAGCAUUAGAGAAGGCUGCAAAGACCCUGAGGUUAUGUGA